AUGAAGUUACUUGUGGCUGCAGUAUGCCUAGUCUGCCUUGUGGCAGUCUAUGCGAAGGAGAUCAGCGAUGAAGGAAAGGACCUGGUAGCAGCCGCUAGCGGCAAAGCUAGCCAUCAUGAAGAAGGAGGUGGUAAACAUCAUCACCACGAACAUCACCAUGACCAUCAUGGUGGUGAACACAAAGGCCACAAGGGCCAUCAUCAUCAUCAUAAGGGUGAUCAUGGAGAUCACGGAAAGCACCAUCACCAUCAUCAUCAUCAUGAACAUGGUGGCGAUCAUAAGAAACAUUGGGAUGAGCAUGACGAUCACGGUCAUCACCAUGAACAUGGUCAUCAUCACAAAGGUGACAAACACGGUCACCAUGAACACCAUGAUAAGGGAGAGAAAACAGAUGGCUAUCACAAGAAAUACCAUAAGGAUACCUUUCACAAGGAUCAUCACUUCUACGAUGGUCAUCAUGACGAAGGCAAGCACCAUAAGCAUGGAAAACAUCACGGUCAUCAUCACAAACAUGAUGAGCAUCACAAAAAGGGCGGUCAUCAUGAUCACGGCCAUCAUGAACAUCAUCACGGUCAUCACGGUCACCACGACAAGCAUCACGAUGACCAUGACCACCACGAUCAUAAAGGACAUCACGGUCAUGAUGAACAUCAUCACGGUCAUCAUGAUCAUGGCAAGAAGGGCGGCCAUCACGACCACAAAGAACAUGGCUACCAUCAUGGGAAGCACUAACCAUUCCAAAGGCUGAUAUUAUAAUUAUUAUUAUUGAAGUCGUAUAACCAAAGGUAGAUUUUACAAUUGUGGCGUUAAAAAGAAACAUAUAAUCCAUUUUAUAUACUGUAUAAUAUAGUUUUGUUACUUUUAUAUUGUUGUUAUUAAAAAUAUUAUUUGUUAGAAA
Molecule: messenger RNA, 898 nt
Organism: Leptidea sinapis
Lineage: Eukaryota; Metazoa; Arthropoda; Insecta; Lepidoptera; Pieridae
Product: histidine-rich glycoprotein-like
Exons: 1
Coding region: 1-732 (243 amino acids)
Source: RefSeq, a predicted model, not a curated record